Messenger RNA from Symbiodinium necroappetens, 519 nucleotides. Lineage: Eukaryota; Dinophyceae; Suessiales; Symbiodiniaceae. The record is from the annotation of a GenBank genome assembly.
AUGGAAACCUCAACAUGGACACUGCCUUCGCUGAUGAGCUUGAUGUCACUGUCGCCUUGUGCAGGUGAAGCUCCUUCCGUUCAUUCCGGGGACAGCACCGCAGAGAUGGUUGUCCGCGCUGCCACAGCCAUGCCGGAAGCUCCCAUGUCGUUGAGCAAGAUUGUGCAGGCAGAAAUUGAGGAUGAAACGAUCCGCCUGGCUGUCCUCAUGGUGUCCGGUCGGGCCUUGGUUCUGCAGGCCCGGACUUUGCAAACCGUCGCGGAGCUGAAGAGCGACAUUGAGACCAAAGAACGCAUACCAGUCCAGGAGCAGUCGCUGCUCUUUCAAGAUGAGAUUCUCCAGAACUCCCGAAAGCUCCAUGAAUAUGGACUCCGACACGAUUCUUGCAUCAGCUUAGUUCGAGUCCAGCCGAUGGAGCUGAAGAUCAUGACGGCACGAGUCAAGUGGAACAUCCGAGUACAGCCACAGGCACCUGGGGCAUUGAAACGAACAUUGUCCUCAAUUGUGUGGCUCUCAUGA